ACUUCGCAUCAGCUCGCGCCGCUGUUUACAGGCGAAGGAUGUGGACCCGGUAACGAGCAAAAAGCACAGACCCGCACUGAAACACCGAGCCGUGCAUCGCUUACGGUGGGACUCAUUAGUUUUAUGCGUGUUUCACGCGUGUUUGCCUUGCAUCCGACUUUAAAGCGGCUUUCUCGUGGGUUGUUUAUGGUAAAGACGAGAUCAGCUUCCAAUGAGGCGCGGGCAGAAUGUCCACAGAUAGCCGAAGUGAAGUGGGACCUGCGGUCUUACGUGCACGGUUCCACAUUUUCUAAAACUGACCUUAUGGAGACAGAAAGGAGUUUUAAAAGCAUACGCUAGUGAAUUUCAACCAGAGGCCAAAAUCAACAAUAUCUUGAUGAUAAGCUAGUUUUUGACAUUUAAGUACUGGCCAGCCGUAAGGACACAAAGCGGCAAGCGUCAGCUGCCAGUCAUCAGUAGAAGGACACCCAAGAUUUGUGAUUAGCGGCUAACCGCUUGCAUUAGGUGGUUAGCGUGUGGAGUCUAUUAGAAUUUCUAUGGGUGUUUCGACGGUAGACAACACGAAUGGGACACACCAACUUUCACAGACAUCCUGAAUGGGAGAAGGAGUGAGCAUGGACAGCCUUUCGGAGUUUGGGAGCCUUUGUCCGUCCUCACGGAGGGAAUGGGACACAAGCAGUUGUGUGGAUGAUUUAAUGGAUGAAGAUGAGAAGGACAGAGCAAAGAGGGACUAUCAGGAAAUCACACCUACCACAUCAUCUUGUCACACUUUUACUCGAUACAAAAGCCCUCCUCAUGAUAGACUGUCUAAAACUGACAUUGAGUAGAAAAGAGACUGAAGAAAAUAGCAGGGCAUCCCGUAAUAAAUCAGAGAAGAAGAGGCGAGACCAGUUCAAUGUUCUUAUUAAAGAGCUGUGUACUAUGCUGCAGGGUCAGGGUCACCCCCGUAAGAUGGACAAAUCCACCAUCCUACAGAGGACCAUUGACUUCUUGCAGAAACAGAAAGAGAUCACAGCCCAAACCGAAUCCUGUGAGGUCCGGCAGGACUGGAAGCCCUCUUUCCUGAGCAAUGAGGAAUUCACCCAGUUAAUGCUGGAGGCAUUGGAUGGCUUCCUGAUAGCUCUUACUACAGAUGGGAACAUCAUAUAUGUGUCUGACAGCGUCUCCUCUCUCAUUGGCCAUCUGCCGUCAGAUAUGGUGGACCAGAACAUUUUGAACUUUCUGCCGGAGCGAGAGCACAGUGAGGUGUAUAAACUUCUGUCAUCACACAUGCUUCUGACGGAGCCUACGGCUGUCGACCUUAUCAACAGCAAUGAGACGCACAUCGAGUUCUGCUGCCAUUUAGCGAGAGGGAACGUCGACCCAAAAGAACCGCCCACAUAUGAAUAUGUCAAAUUCAUUGGAGAUUUUAAGUUUCAUAACAAUGUGCCUCUGUCUUCAUGUAACGGCUAUGAGCUGGCGUUUCCACGCACACUGCAGUCCUCACUUGAGGAACAGAUCUGUCUCGUAGCCACGGUGAGACUCGUGACCCCCCAAUUCUUAAAGGAUCUGUGUAACGUGGAGGACGUAUGUGAUGAAUUCACCUCAAGACACAGCCUGGAAUGGAAAUUUCUCUUCUUAGAUCACCGGGCCUCUCCUAUUAUUGGCUACCUGCCGUUUGAGGUUUUGGGGACAUCGGGUUACGAUUACUACCAUGUGGAUGACCUGGAGCUCAUUGCUCAGUGUCAUAAACAAUUGAUGCAGUGUGGGAAGGGAAAAUCGUGUUACUAUCGGUUCCUGACUAAAGGGCAGCAGUGGAUCUGGCUACAGACACACUAUUACAUCACAUACCACCAGUGGAACUCCAAACCAGAGUUUAUCGUCUGUACACACAGCGUGGUCAGUUAUGCUGAAGUGCGAGCAGAGAGAAGGAGAGAGUUUGGAUUGGAGGAAAGCUCUGCUGACGUGGCCACAUCCUCAGUCAAGGGGCAGGAGGUGUUUCUGGACAUGUGUCCUCCCUUAGACGCUCCACGGGACAGAAUCAGCAGCACUCGGUCAGUAUCGUCGCAAAGCUCUAGAAAAUCAUCACACACAGCGCUGUCUGACACAGCUUCGAACUCAUCGGUGAGGUACACCGAGGCGUGCACGUCGUCGCAGCAAUCUGCUUCCAUCGGUCCUGAGAAGAGUUCAAGCAGAAUGUCCCAUAGUGGAUCUAAGACCCAGAUUCAGAGGCAGAUCUCCUCUGUGGCUACCUCUCUCUCUCCCUCCUGCAGUCAACAUUCCACCAUGACACAAGCUGUGUACGGAUUCCAGCAGCCUCAGUUAGGCGUAAUGCAUCAACUAAAGGAACAGCUGGAAGAGAGGACCCGAAUCCUACAGGCUGACAUCAAAACACAGCAACAAGAGCUGCACGACAUUAAAGAGAAACUGCAGCUGGCUAACUUACAGAUGUUACUUCAGCAACCGACACAGGGAGAAUUUGACGGUUCUGGUCCACAGCAGCAGGGUCCAGGCAGGCCGAGCCAGCACGGCACCAACCCCAAACCUCAACACUGUGUUUCACAUACAUCUCACACACUGCUCAGAGAACAGCCCAGUAGCUCAUCUGCUCAGGGGCAGCCAAGACUAUUGCAGAGUGGACACAUGCAGGCUGUCAGUGUUCCAAUGCAGACCCACACCAGCCUGACCACGCCAUUCUAUAGUAAUCCAAUGAUGUUCUCUCCCAACCACGGACACAGAACGCAACAGGACACACAUUGCCAAAGACACACACAGACUGAGUACAGCCAGGAUGGACAGUUACGGAUGCUGCUAAACCAGCCGAUGCAGACACUUGUAACAGACAGCAGUGGAGGAGCUCAGUUUUCCCAAUGCAGUUCAACUAUUCAACAAACCAAAUAUUCUCUGGACCAGCAGAUGGUGGCUCCAUCCUUACCUGUGCAACAGGUGAACUGUAACGCUGUGCUUGUCCCCUCCCCUGUCUUCACUUCACCAAUCAUGAUCCCCCAUAAUAGUUUCAUGGCCCACCAGGCUACGCCCGCCUACACACCUCACCCGUCGGCCACUCCGCAAAGCUUAUCGCUACAGCAGCCUCAGCAGUUCUUUCAGAUGCAGCCUCAGGGUCUGAUUCACAGUGCUCCCACUCAGGCCUUAUUUCAUACCCCGAACGUUCCACAGCAAAGCACUGUGGGAUACAUACAGCCACAGCAGCAACAACAACAGCAGCAGCACCAUCACACCCAGUCCGGCAACCUGUCGGACUACAGAAACAUGCUCCCGCGGUAGCCCCACUCCCUGGGAGAAGCCAAGAGGUUGCAGAGAAAGCACACUGAGCAGGUAGCUCUGUGGCGUGGGUGAAAGGUAUGAUGGGAAGGGACUAUCUCGGCUCAGGGGAAGGCUCCCUCCAGAGCCAAAUCGAGAAUGCCAAAGUCCCCAUGAUGGUGCCCCAAGGCUCUGCCCUGCCCAGAUCGCAUGCAAAGGAUGCUGGGAUGCGUAGGAGGAGCCCACAGGGCUAUGACCCAUCUGUUAUUCAUGGAGGCGGGGGGUCACAGAAAGGCCCGGAGCGGUUGAGCAGAUGCUCGGAUUGGAUGCUGCUGAUGAUUUUGGAGAGUGGAUGAUACUAAAACUUAAGCUGCAGUUGAAUUUGUUUCUAUGGAGAUGUUUGGGGGACUGUAAUGUUACAGCUUGUUUGUGUGAUAUGGACUUUCAACACAAACAAAAUCAACCAAUCAAGAAAUGCCUUCACAGUUUUGCAUGCAUUUGAUGCAGAGUCCAGUGACAGAUCAGCUGCAAGUAAUUUUGCAAUCAACUGCAUACAAAAAAAUGAUUAAACCCAAACAAGAGAACAAAUCACGGUCCAGAACUGUAUCACGCAUGGCUUAUCUGCACAAAUCUCACGCUACAAUUAUUUCUUAUCUGAGUUUCAGGUCUACGUGGUUGUAUAGGAGAAGAGGAGCUAGGCAAUGUUCAGCAAAGACCCAAAUAUAGUCUAAUAAUAACAGAAAGCCAUUGGGCCGCCUGUUACCAUGUGCAGAAGAGGCUCAAGCCCCUCCUGUACUUUUGCACUAUGCCCAGAUAGACAUAGUGUUAGCAUUAACUAUAGAAACUUGAAUCACGUUGUAUAUUUCAAAUAUUUAUAAACAAAGUUUUCCUAACUAUGUUGACUUCCCUGAUGGAUAUGUUCUCCUUUGCUUGUUUGAGAUCAAUGUAUCAAAUACACAUUUGGGACCCAAAUGCAAACUAAAACUGCAUUGAUAUUAUGUCACUAUCAUGCAGCAAAGUAUGUGUACCGAUAAUUAUUCUUUCUCAAUUUUCAAUUUCUCAAUAUGUGGAAAUCACAGUAUUAUACAGAGGAAAGCCUUUGUGUGCUUUAAGGCAGAUGUGACUUGUGUCACAAAAAUUAAAGACAAUCAUAAUGUGAUUAAAUAUUAGCAAAAACAUGCACUUAUUGGGCCUUAUUCAUAACACAUAGCAAGGACAUCCUGCUUUUGUUGUAUGAAUUAGACCCGUUGUCUCCAUUUUACUUUAGUUUUUUGUAUUCUGUUUUAUUAAUCACAAGUUAAUGUUGACAGUGAAAGUGUCACGCAACCAACAAACAUUUUACCCCCUUAAAAUUUUUUUAUUUCAGUGUUGUUCACUCACAGACACCCUCUGCACCCUCUGAAAAAACGGGUGACAAUCUAACAAAAUCACAAAAUUCAUUUUGCUGUCCUCUUACCUACCACAUCUUGCACAUUUAAAGACUGGUGCUGAUUAUUAUUAUUAUUUUUUUUUAACUAAGAAAAAUCAGUUGAAGGUCUAACAUCAAGGUUAUUGAAAGCGUACAAUAUGUGCCCUUCUGAAUGCUGUGCAAUGAAAUUCUGAAAACAAGAAUGUUUGUCAUUUAUACUUGUCAGAGAUAUUUUUGGUUUUAGUCAGAUUAUUUUCUGUUAUUACCAAGAGACACUUUAUAGUAGUAAAAACUGAAGUGCUGUUAAAUGAAAAUGGAAAAUAUUUUUGUAUGAUGAACAUUCCUGAAAGUCCCAGGCCCUCUCAGGUGUAACAUUAGAAAUUAUAAUAAAAUAUAAAUUAUAUACUUAAAUGUAUAUUUGAAGUUAGCGAACAUCCUUCUCCCAAGCAUCUGAAUUUAGUUUUUUUACAGAUCAAAUUACAUCCAAAGGAAGCACUCCAUAAAAUAUACAUUUUAACAACAGAUUUCACAUUUCCUAGAAUAUUCCCAUCAAUAUCACAAUUCAGCUUUUUUUAACAUUCUUGUGGAGAGUCUGAAUUACAGUCAGAUCAUUACUGUAAAUUUUUGGUUAGCUUGCUGGAAAAUCCUGCUUUCAAUCCUUGAUGAUCAUAACCCAGACUAAGCAGGUAGAUCAUCCUAACUUACUAUUUAUAUUUCCAGCAGGGUAGACUUGAAAAUGGUCAUUUAAAAUGGGAAGGACAAAGAAAUGCCAUGGCUAAAUUCAAUUUGAUGUAUUUGGUCAUGUGCCAGCAAUUUUAUAGAAACAUCUGUGUUCGUCCUACCAUGAACAAAACCAGCUGCUUCCUUCUUAGUUUAACGGCCAUUUGUGGUAUUUUUACACAAAAAAUUACCAGCCAGACUCAAACAUGUAGUCUCGAAUGUUGCUUGAGUUAAAGCGUUAAUUGUUUUUGCAGACGUUCAUGUGUUUGCUGUGUUGUUUGCACAUGUGGAUGUUUUUGUCUUUGUGUCUGUAUUGACUGGGCUGCUGUGAGCGGUGAAGGAAAACUGUACUGACCCUCUUCUUUAUCGUCCUGUGAAAGUAUACUCUGGUUUUGGAGACUGCACUUUAUUCUUUUAUUCUAUAUUUCUUUUCUGUCUAGAUUUCUGUUUUUCUGUUAAAUUUCUCCCCAAAGUGUCUGUUGUUGCGAGGAGGCUUAGGCCUAAUGGGUUUGUGUGUUGUGAGUCUAUGUAUUAUGUGUGUCAUCUAAACACGUGACAUUGAUGCAUUUAUGUUCCAACAGAUGACACAAAGAGUCAUAAAAUGACACCUGGUACAACUGCAGUAAACACAUGAAACAAGUUGUAAUACUGUAUAUGACAUGUGUUUAGGAAAAUAUAGAUGUUUAUUUUAUAAGAUGUCAAAUAGAUUGAAAUACAUUUAUAUAUAGUGUAUGAUUUGAAAGUUAAAAACAGAGAUAUUUUGUAACAGAGUAAUUUUUUGAAGUGUCUUAUUUGGUUCGUCAGUUCAGCGAGUUGGUGUUGCGCUGUUGAUGUAUGGCUUAUUUUCCCAUUUAUUUCUUCUGUGUACAUAAACCAUCACAAAGAGCUUUAACAUGUUGUUAAUAUUGUUUUAAACGAAAAUAAAAAAGUUUACAUUCUGAA
Paramisgurnus dabryanus is the source of this 6310-nucleotide messenger RNA. NCBI's taxonomy places the organism in Eukaryota, Metazoa, Chordata, Actinopteri, Cypriniformes, Cobitidae. The record is from RefSeq and is a predicted model, not a curated record.